GAGCCGAGCCGCGGCGGCGCCGGGAGCCGGGCGGCGGAGCUGUGAGGAAGCAAGCGGCGGCACGGGAGCAGCGGUGACGGACAGGUGGCGAGCCUUCGCCCGCGCCUCCAGGGGCUGCUGGGCCACCCGCGGAGCCUCGCGGUCCAGACGUGGCGGGGGUGGCGGCGGCAUCCCGGACGGCCUGUGAGGGAUGCGCCGCCCACUGCCCCGCGCCGCCUGACCGUCCCCGCCUCGACUCGCGGUGCGCCACAGCCGGGCCCGCGGCCGUCCCCGCCGCGUUGUCGCCCGGUCGCCGCGCCCGCGGGGCCGCGCCCGGCACGGCCAUGUGGACCCCCACGGAGGAGGAGAAAUACGGCGUAGUGAUAUGCAGCUUCCGAGGAUCUGUCCCUCAAGGGUUGGUCUUAGAAAUAGGAGAAACAGUCCAGAUUCUUGAAAAAUGUGAAGGUUGGUACAGAGGAGUUUCAACAAAGAAGCCAAAUGUGAAGGGGAUCUUUCCUGCAAAUUACAUUCACUUGAAAAAGGCAAUUGUCAGUAAUAGGGGGCAGUAUGAAACUGUGGUUCCACUUGAAGAUUCUAUUGUGACUGAAGUUACAGCAACUCUACAAGAAUGGGCAAGUUUGUGGAAACAGUUGUAUGUGAAACACAAAGUAGAUCUUUUCUACAAACUACGCCACGUGAUGAAUGAACUUAUUGACCUGCGAAGGCAGCUACUGUCUGGUCACCUGACUCAGGAUCAGGUGCGGGAGGUUAAGCGGCACAUCACCGUGCGCCUGGACUGGGGUAAUGAACAUUUGGGCCUGGACCUGGUGCCUCGGAAGGACUUUGAAGUAGUGGACUCGGACCAGAUUAGUGUCUCAGAUCUCUAUAAGAUGCAUUUAUCUAGCCGGCAAAGUGUACAGCAAAGCACAUCCCAGGUAGAUACAAUGCGCCCACGUCAUGGGGAAACAUGUCGGAUGCCAGUGCCACAUCACUUCUUCCUCAGCCUGAAGAGUUUCACUUACAAUACUAUUGGGGAAGACACCGAUGUCUUCUUUUCCUUAUAUGACAUGAGGGAAGGCAAGCAGAUCAGUGAGCGGUUUCUGGUAAGACUGAACAAGAAUGGUGGGCCAAGGAACCCAGAGAAGAUAGAACGAAUGUGUGCCCUUUUUACAGAUCUGAGCAGCAAAGAUAUGAAGAGAGAUUUGUAUAUCGUUGCCCAUGUGAUCCGAAUAGGCCGGAUGCUCCUGAACGACUCAAAGAAAGGUCCUCCUCACCUGCACUACAGGCGACCAUAUGGCUGUGCGGUCCUAAGCAUCUUGGAUGUCCUACAGUCACUCACAGAAGUAAAGGAAGAAAAGGAUUUUGUUCUUAAGGUUUACACGUGCAACAACGAGAGUGAGUGGUCCCAGAUCCACGAGAACAUCAUCCGAAAGUCCAGUGCCAAGUACUCUGCCCCCAGCGCCAGCCAUGGUCUUAUCAUUUCUCUGCAGCUUCUUCGUGGAGACAUGGAACAGAUUCGGAGAGAAAAUCCCAUGAUAUUUAAUAGGGGAUUGGCGAUUACAAGAAAAUUGGGAUUUCCUGAUGUCAUUAUGCCAGGUGAUAUCCGCAAUGACCUGUACCUAACCCUGGAGAAGGGGGAUUUCGAGAGAGGAGGAAAGAGUGUACAAAAGAAUAUUGAAGUGACCAUGUAUGUGCUUUAUGCAGAUGGAGAAAUCUUGAAGGAUUGCAUCAGCUUGGGUUCAGGAGAGCCAAAUAGGAGUUCCUACCACUCCUUUGUCCUCUACCACAGUAAUAGUCCUCGCUGGGGAGAAAUUAUCAAAUUGCCUAUCCCCAUUGACCGGUUCCGGGGCUCCCAUCUGCGCUUUGAGUUCAGACAUUGUUCCACAAAGGACAAAGGGGAAAAGAAACUCUUUGGCUUUGCAUUCUCACCCCUGAUGCGUGACGAUGGCACCACCCUCUCAGAUGAUAUUCACGAGCUUUAUGUGUACAAGUGUGAUGAGAAUAGCACAUUUAAUAACCAUGCUCUGUACCUGGGCCUGCCCUGCUGCAAAGAGGACUACAAUGGCUGCCCUAAUAUUCCUUCUAGCCUCAUCUUCCAGCGCAGCACCAAAGAGUCUUUCUUCAUCUCCACUCAGCUCUCCUCUACCAAACUCACCCAGAAUGUGGACCUUCUAGCUCUGCUGAAGUGGAAGGCCUUCCCCGACCGGAUCAUGGAUGUACUAGGGCGGCUGCGGCAUGUCAGUGGGGAGGAAAUUGUUAAGUUUCUGCAGGACAUCUUAGAUACACUCUUUGUGAUUUUGGAUGAUAAUACAGAGAAGUACGGCCUGUUGGUUUUUCAGUCUCUGGUGUUCAUCAUCAACCUGCUCCGAGACAUCAAGUAUUUUCACUUUCGACCUGUGAUGGACACGUAUAUCCAGAAGCACUUUGCUGGAGCUCUGGCAUACAAGGAGCUCAUCCGCUGUUUGAAGUGGUAUAUGGACUGCUCAGCAGAACUGAUUCGACAGGACCACAUUCAAGAAGCUAUGCGGGCCUUGGAGUACCUUUUCAAGUUCAUUGUACAGUCACGGAUCCUGUACUCACGAGCCACUUGUGGAAUGGAAGAGGAACAAUUCAGAUCCAGUAUCCAAGAACUUUUCCAGUCCAUCCGGUUUGUGCUCAGUCUGGACAGCCGAAACUCAGAAACACUCCUUUUUACUCAGGCUGCACUCCUCAAUUCUUUCCCAACCAUCUUUGACGAGCUGCUGCAAAUGUUCACCGUGCAGGAGGUGGCAGAGUUUGUGAGAGGGACACUGGGGAGCAUGCCCAGCACUGUGCACAUUGGGCAGUCAAUGGACGUGGUCAAGCUGCAGUCCAUUGCCAGGACAGUGGAUAGCCGCCUGUUUUCUUUCUCAGAAUCCCGCCGCAUCCUGCUUCCUGUGGUUCUCCAUCACAUUCACCUUCACCUGAGGCAGCAGAAAGAGCUGCUAAUUUGCUCAGGGAUUCUUGGCAGCAUCUUCUCCAUCGUCAAGACCAGCUCUCUGGAGGCAGAUGUCAUGGAGGAAGUAGAGAUGAUGGUGGAGAGCCUCCUGGACGUGCUCUUGCAGACUCUGCUCACCAUCAUGAGCAAAUCGCACGCUCAGGAGGCGGUAAGAGGGCAGCGGUGCCCGCAGUGCACAGCCGAGAUCACUGGCGAGUAUGUGUCCUGCCUUCUCUCACUGCUCCGCCAGAUGUGUGACACCCAUUUCCAGCACCUCCUGGACAACUUCCAGAGCAAAGAUGAACUCAAGGAAUUUCUGCUGAAGAUUUUUUGCGUGUUCCGGAACCUGAUGAAGAUGAGUGUCUUCCCUCGGGACUGGAUGGUAAUGAGACUGCUCACAAGCAAUAUUAUAGUCACUACUGUCCAGUACCUGUCCUCUGCACUGCACAAGAAUUUCACAGAGACUGACUUUGACUUUAAGGUGUGGAAUUCUUAUUUUAGCCUGGCAGUUCUAUUCAUAAAUCAGCCAAGCCUUCAGCUAGAAAUUAUCACCUCAGCCAAAAGGAAGAAGAUUCUAGAUAAGUAUGGGGACAUGCGUGUAAUGAUGGCCUAUGAACUGUUCAGCAUGUGGCAGAAUUUGGGUGAACAUAAGAUCCACUUUAUUCCGGGAAUGAUUGGUCCUUUUCUGGGUGUGACACUGGUCCCACAGCCAGAAGUACGGAAUAUCAUGAUUCCCAUCUUUCAUGACAUGAUGGACUGGGAGCAGAGAAAAAAUGGCAACUUCAAACAAGUGGAGGCCGAGUUGAUUGACAAGCUGGACAGCAUGGUGUCAGAAGGGAAAGGUGACGAGAGCUACAGGGAGCUCUUCAGCCUACUAACCCAGCUCUUUGGGCCCUACCCCAGCCUGCUGGAGAAGGUUGAACAAGAAACAUGGCGCGAGACCGGCAUUUCCUUUGUGACCUCAGUCACCCGCCUCAUGGAACGUCUUCUUGACUACAGGGACUGCAUGAAAGGAGAGGAAACAGAGAAUAAGAAGAUUGGCUGCACUGUUAACCUGAUGAAUUUUUACAAAUCUGAGAUUAACAAGGAAGAAAUGUAUAUCCGCUACAUCCAUAAGCUUUGUGACAUGCACUUGCAGGCCGAAAACUACACAGAGGCCGCAUUUACCCUGCUCCUUUACUGUGAGCUGCUGCAGUGGGAGGACCGGCCACUACGGGAAUUCCUCCACUACCCAUCGCAGACAGAGUGGCAGCGGAAGGAGGGACUGUGCCGGAAGAUCAUUCACUACUUCAACAAAGGCAAGAGCUGGGAGUUUGGGAUCCCACUGUGCAGGGAGCUGGCGUGUCAGUACGAGAGCCUCUAUGAUUACCAGAGCCUCAGCUGGAUUCGGAAAAUGGAGGCCAGCUACUAUGACAACAUUAUGGAGCAGCAACGCCUGGAGCCUGAGUUCUUUCGGGUCGGCUUCUAUGGCAGGAAGUUUCCUUUCUUUCUUCGGAACAAAGAAUAUGUGUGCCGUGGCCAUGACUACGAGAGGCUGGAGGCCUUCCAGCAGAGGAUGCUCAGCGAGUUUCCGCAGGCUGUCGCCAUGCAGCACCCCAACCAUCCUGAUGAUGCCAUCCUACAGUGCGAUGCCCAGUACUUGCAGAUCUAUGCAGUGACGCCCAUUCCAGAUUAUGUGGAUGUUCUGCAGAUGGAUAGGGUACCAGAUCGCGUCAAGAGCUUCUAUCGCGUCAACAAUGUGAGGAAGUUCCGGUACGACAGGCCUUUUCACAAAGGCCCCAAGGACAAGGAGAAUGAAUUCAAGAGCCUGUGGAUUGAGCGUACCACACUGACCCUGACCCACAGCUUGCCUGGCAUCUCUCGGUGGUUUGAAGUGGAGAGGAGAGAACUGGUGGAGGUGAGCCCUCUGGAGAAUGCCAUCCAAGUGGUUGAGAAUAAGAACCAGGAGCUACGCUCCCUGAUCAGCCAAUAUCAACACAAGCAGGUGCAUGGCAAUAUCAACCUGCUAAGCAUGUGCCUGAAUGGUGUUAUUGAUGCAGCUGUCAAUGGAGGCAUUGCACGCUAUCAGGAGGCCUUCUUUGAUAAAGAUUACAUCAACAAGCACCCAGGAGAUGCUGAGAAGAUCACCCAGCUCAAGGAGCUUAUGCAGGAGCAGGUUCAUGUCCUUGGAGUUGGGCUAGCAGUUCAUGAGAAGUUUGUGCACCCAGAAAUGCGGCCUCUGCAUAAGAAGCUAAUUGAUCAGUUCCAGAUGAUGCGGGCCAGUCUCUACCAUGAGUUUCCAGGUUUGGAUAAGCUAAGUCCUGCAUGUUCAGGCACCAGCACCCCACGGGGAAAUGUUCUGACAUCCCAUAGCCCCAUGAGUCCGGAGAGCAUCAAGAUGACCCACCGGCACAGCCCCAUGAACUUGAUGGGCACAGGCCGCCAUUCAUCAUCCUCUCUCUCCUCACAUGCGUCUAGUGAAGCAGGAAACAUGGUGAUGCUGGGCGACGGCUCCAUGGGUGAUGCUCCCGAGGACCUGUACCACCACAUGCAGCUCGCGUAUCCCAACCCCAGGUACCAGGGCUCAGUCACCAACGUCUCUGUUCUGUCCUCGUCCCAGGCAAGCCCUUCUUCCUCCAGCCUGAGUUCCACUCACUCAGCACCAUCCCAGAUGAUUACCUCUGCCCCUUCCAGUGCCCGAGGCUCUCCCUCUCUGCCAGAUAAGUACCGCCAUGCCCGUGAAAUGAUGUUGUUGCUGCCCACAUACCGAGACCGCCCAAGCAGCGCCAUGUAUCCAGCAGCCAUCCUGGAGAAUGGACAGCCGCCGAAUUUCCAGCGAGCCCUGUUCCAGCAAGUGGUCGGAGCCUGCAAACCCUGCAGUGAUCCCAAUCUGUCUGUGGCUGAAAAAGUGACUUCCAGAUCAGGCGAGCCUGCCUUCAGGACCACGGGCUAUGCACUGGCGGCCUCAGGCCAGUGCUGGACAGUUGUUAAUGCUGUGCCAGCAGCCCCCAGCAGCUGGAGUCUGGAUAGCGGAGCCCAAGAGGCCCAGCCCUUCCUGUCUGCCCAUAUGGGGUGCAUCCUGGCCCCCCCAGUGCCUCCCCGAAGCCUGCUGCAUGGUCAUUACUCCCUACACUUUGACGCCUUCCACCACCCUCUGGGUGAUACCCCCCCAGCCCUCCCUGCCCGGACCCUGCGCAAGUCUCCUCUCCACCCUAUCCCAGCCUCCCCCACAAGCCCCCAGUCAGGUCUGGACGGCAGCAACUCUACGCUGUCCGGCAGUGCCAGCAGCGGCGUGUCCUCCUUGAGUGAGAGUAACUUUGGGCACUCCUCGGAGGCCCCACCUCGCACCGACACCAUGGACUCCAUGCCGAGCCAGGCCUGGAAUGCUGACGAAGAUCUUGAGGCACCCUACCUCCCUGUCCACUACAGCCUCUCUGAGUCUGCUGUCCUGGACUCCAUCAAGGCCCAGCCAUGCCGAAGCCACUCAGCCCCAGGGUGCGUCAUCCCUCAGGACCCCAUGGACCCGCCUGCGCUGCCACCCAAGCCCUACCACCCCCGCCUGCCGGCCCUGGAGCACGAUGAGGGGGUGCUGCUGCGUGAAGAGACUGAGAGGCCUCGAGGCCUGCACCGCAAGGCUUCAUUGCCUCCUGGGAGCGCUAAGGAGGAGCAGGCCCGCAUGGCCUGGGAGCACGGCCGAGGGGAGCAGUGAGGGGCAACGAGGCGGCUGGGAUGCCGCCCUCAGUAAGCAGCUUGCCAAUCACUCCAGGUCUGAAAAGCAAGUCCCCCAGCCCCACCCCAGGGAGCCAGAGAGGCUUGGCACUCAAGAGAGAACUACCCCCAAGUCUCCGUUCUACUGCCGUGAACUCAUGUGUUGCCAUGUACAGAGGCCACAGCAGCAUGAAGGGUUGUGGCUUCCCUUUUUUUUACAUUUCCAUUUCUAUGGGUUUUCCUUUCUUUCCUUUAUGCAGUAGAUGCUUUCUUCCUCCUGCAGUUCUGGACCAUGUGGAGCUAUAUGGAGAAAUUGCACAGACAGAAUCACUUUGCCACACUGCAGGGCCCAGGAGUGGGAGCCCAGGCCCUCCCUCCAGGGUAGAGAUGCACAGAAUGGAAAUUGCACUAAGGACCUCUUCCUUUGCUGUAUGGACAGAAGAGUUCAUGGUUGCAUUCAGGGAUUGCAAGGACCAUAUAGACAUGUCACAGGUGGAAAAAGGGCCACAAGCCGUUUUGCACAAAUGCCUGCCAACCUGCCCCUCUUCCAUCCAGGAGUGUGCUACUGAGGGGCUGGCUGGACCAACCUGCUGGCUCAGGCAUGUGACUGGCCUAACCGCAUGCCCAGGGCACUGCCGGGGUUCAAUGGGCCAGCCAUCUCCUACUCCACCUUGGAUUUUUCUCUCCAUCACAUUAUUUCUGACCAUUUGCUCCCUUCCAUUCUUGAAACACCUCAUGCCCCACAGGAGCCCCAGUGGUGACUGGAUCUGCAAGGGUUAUCUCCCACCCUCUGGGGUUUGAGUGAAGGUAUGGAGCCAGAGGGGCUAUCCUAGCUACCUUCCUCCUAGGGGGAGCUGGUCCCCUUCCUAUGUGGUAGAGAGAAUGGUGUAAGAGUGAGUGUGGGGUGUGGCAGGCGCCGGAAAUCCUCGAAGCUUUCAGAAGCAUCCAGAAUGCCUACCAUCAGCUCCUGAAUCAGGGAUUUUCAGCACUACCUCUGAGCCGUGGGGUUGGCUGCCUAGCCAGGCUUCCAGGCCCUGAGGACAUGUGGUCAGGUUCAGCAGGCUCCUGGGUAAAGAGGGUGGGAGGGGGCUUCUCCUUUUGGAAGCAGAUAGCCAUGCAGGUAGAAUUGUCAUCUCCCAAGUGGCCACAUACAGCAACCCGCUCUAGGCCAUGGGGACCACCACUCAGGGUUCGGGGCUGGCAGGAGGGCAGUUUCUCCAGUCUCCCCAGUCUGUUGGUGUCUUUAUAGGAAACUAUAAAGCAGAGCAGUGGUGUCUUUAGAGGAACCUCAUUCAAGUCAGGGCACUGAUUUUCCUCUCAGUUUAUUAUUUGGGGGGAUAGGGUCAGGUGGGUAUAGUAGUACUUUACCAGGGUGCUUUUAAGUUACUUAAAAAAAAAAAAACCUACAAAAUAUUUUUUUUCUUUUAUUUGCUCGAGUUCACAUUAAUGAUGGUCACAAGGCUGCCUUGUUGGGCAGGUGUGUUGCCCCCAGUUCCUCUUCUGCUGGCCUGUGUGACCUCCACAACCAGGCCCUGGGCCUGAGCCCCUUGUCCCUUCUCCACUGCCCCUCUUUCCAGACAGUAAAGGCCACGGUCAGUGUGUUUUUCUCUUGUAAACAAACCCCAGCUUGUUUAACAGAAAUGCUAAUAACCUACUGGGAAAGAUGGAGGUCUAAAUUACCUCCAGGGUUUUUCUGGGGGUUUAUCACCAGUGUGGGUCCCUUCUGAUACCACCAGGUUCACUGCAGGCAGAGUGGGGCAGAAGGCUGCUGAGGAUGUGGGUCAGUCACAGCAGCCCUCACCUCAAAGGGCUGGCCUGCUUCUCAGCCUACAUUCAUUUGCAAGCUUCAAUCGCUGGACCAUCUGUUGUUCACAGAUGUUAGAGGGUUAGGGGCUAGCUUCAGAUUUGAUUUAUAGGUAGGAGGGCUUAGAUUUUAAGGCACUUCUGAACGUCAAUCCCUGGACAAGGCAGUCAUCACGUAAGAACAGCUACCUUCUCCACUUGGUGGCACAAGAGGUAGGGAGGGGAGUAUGGGUUCAUCUGGCUUCGCAUUAUGCAAGGUGAAACCGUUUGUUUUCCCUCUCCAUUUUCCCUAACUGAAUGAAAAGGACACAUUCUGAAAUCCCUUUUGUUGGAGAAUUAGUCAGUCUGAGGGGAAAUGGGAGGCCAGAGAUGAGAACCCUUUGAAAAGACUGUAAAAUACUGAUUUUCAUUCUUUCAAGCUUAUUUGUAAAUACCUAUUUGAAUGCUGUGUAUUUGUACAGGAAUUUGAGCAAAAAAUGUAUAGAGUGUGAUGUCCAAUUGGUAUUCAGCCCUAUAAAUGUGUUUUUAACCUCCCGCAUUCUGUGCUUAUUUAAAACAAGGAAACUUCUAACCAUUUCUUUUGUGUAUUCAUGUUUAAAGAAAAAAAGUGAUUUAAAAGUGAUCUUACCUGUACCAGAAAAGCAAAGUUAAACGAAACAAAAUUUGUACCAUUGUCCCAAGAGGUAUUUUACUGUAUAUAUUGUGGUAGCAUGUUCAAAAUCCAACAAGUAAUGUGAAUUUUAGAUGUAAAUAUCUGCCACUUGAUUUUUCCCCCCUUUCCCCACUUCCUUGACUGCUGUGAUGUGAAUUAAAGAUAAAUACGUGAUACUGA
Molecule: messenger RNA, 9257 nt
Organism: Symphalangus syndactylus (siamang)
Lineage: Eukaryota; Metazoa; Chordata; Mammalia; Primates; Hylobatidae
Gene: DOCK3
Product: dedicator of cytokinesis 3
Biological process (GO): small GTPase-mediated signal transduction
Cellular component (GO): plasma membrane; cytoplasm
Molecular function (GO): guanyl-nucleotide exchange factor activity; small GTPase binding; GTPase activator activity
Source: RefSeq, a predicted model, not a curated record